AUGCAGACCACUCGUGUUCUCCGUCAGGCUGCCGUUCAGGGCGGGCGCACUCCCCUGAUCCGCUUCCUCGGUCCUCGCACCAUCCCCUCUUCCAUCGACCACACCCCCAAGCCUCACCCUGCCUCCCCUUCGGGCAAGCUCCCGGAGGGCUUCGGCUCCGGCCCGCGCCACACCUCCUUCAGCUCCUACCGCGACCACGCUCAGCAGCACGGUCCCCUCCAGAAGUCGAUCCGCCCCGAGGCUGGCAUUGGCGGCACUCCCGGCUCUGCCCUCGGCUCCGUCGCCGCCCCUCCUGGCACUUACUUUGACGUCUCUGAGCUUCCCGCCCGCUUCCAUCGCGCUCCCCUCGAUGCUGCCGAGAUUGAGGCUAUCGAGUCGGGCGGUGCCGCCCUCCUCGGCUAA
Messenger RNA from Geosmithia morbida, 402 nucleotides. Its product is annotated as small subunit ribosomal protein YMR-31. The record is from RefSeq and is a predicted model, not a curated record. Bases 1 to 402 code for a protein of 133 amino acids. NCBI's taxonomy places the organism in Eukaryota, Fungi, Ascomycota, Sordariomycetes, Hypocreales, Bionectriaceae. Gene Ontology annotation, biological process: 2-oxoglutarate metabolic process. The transcript has 2 exons.